AUGUCUCUCGGCUUCACUCUUGCAUUCGGAGCCAUGUUCAGUAAAACCUGGCGAGUGCACGCAAUCUUCACUAACAUCAAACUCAAUAAAAAGGUCAUUAAGGAUUACAAGCUGUUUGCGAUAAUUGGAGUGCUGUUGUUUUGUGAUAUCGUCGUGCUGGCCACCUGGGCGGCCGUUGAUCCGAUGAGCCGCGCGAAACAAAACAUGACCGCCAAGAGGGACCCUCACCAUGACGAUCAGGAAAUCAUUCCCGUGCGGGAAUUCUGCGAGAGUAAGCACAUAGAGAUCUGGCUCGGUGUCAUCAUGGCCUCCAAGGGCCUUCUAAUGGCGUUCGGUUGCUUCCUCGCGUGGGAGACGCGGCACGUGAACAUACCGGCACUGAACGACUCCAAGUACGUCGGCAUGUCCGUCUACAACGUCGUCAUCCUGUGCGUCGCCGGCGCUGCGAUCGCCUUCCUCAUACAGGACCAGCAGAACGCCUCGUUCGGCAUCCUCAGCCUGUUUGUAAUCUUCUGCACGACGAUCACCCUCUGCUUGGUGUUCGUGCCGAAGCUGCUCGAGCUGCGCUGUAAUCCGUCGGGCAACGACAAGCGCAUUCGUGCGACGCUAAAGACGGCAAAGACGCAGCAGACGACGCACAAUGCCGAGCUGCACAUCAAACUCAAAAACCUGAAGGAGGAAAACAUCAAGCACAGGAAGAGGUUGGAAGAUGUAAAUAAGGAACUCGAAGCACUGAUGGAAAGGUUAAAAGAUGAAGGGGAGGACAUGUCGCUGAUAUCGCCCGUGCAUAGAGCCGUAGCCGCCCUACGACUGGAGAGUAGUCCUUUACAUACGUCCUAUAGAGGAAGCUCGACGGAUGAGGAAGAGAUCAAUUCCGUGUACUCGUCGGAGGAGCAGAUGGAUGGCACCAUGUGGCAGCUGGAGGCAGGCAGCAAGCCGCGGCUGCAGCACUACUUCAUGCCUGACAUCUCGUCGAGCGCUGUCUCGGAAAUCACGGAUGCAAUUGAACUCUCCGACAUAGGCAACCGUCCUACAUUCAACGUGCUACCGACCAUCGCCGCUUCACAGACGGACAUAUUGGACGCGUGCGCCGACAAAACUCUGGCCGACAAGGAGCUGCGACCGCAAGAUGGCAGCAGCCGUCCGCCGAAGCGAGCUGGCGGCCUGCCAUAUCACGACCUAGCUUUUAUAAAUAACCUCAAUAAGAGGACGCCACUGUCCGAAUCGGACACAAACAGCAUUCGCAGCGGUAGUCUGCAGGGUGAUGACGACGCAGCGACACCUGUCGGCAGUCGAAAGGACUCGCUCUGCAGCGGCACACUGACAGCUAGCUCUCCGAGCCGCAGCGUCGCAUCCGAGCAUCGGCUACGAGCGAACUCUAGCGACCACACCGUCACCGCCGACGACGCGCGUACAACGUCGGCGAAUUCUUCGAUCGGCGACCAGUCAGCUGGCCGACUUGGCGACGCCGUCGACGUCGCUGCGUCCGCCACGUACAGUGUCGGCGAUGAUGCGGGCGACCGGCUCCGUGAGAGACAUGCGGCGGCGGCUGGCAGCGGGGAAGAGACGGCGGGCAAGGAUGCAGAUGCGCAGCCUCCCGAGUCGCACAGCCUGCUCGGUGAGGCGCGCAGUGUCGAGCGGCUGCUGGGCAUGCCCCCCGGGCACGAUAGAGCGCACAGGACGAAGCCACCGCUCACGAUGAAGCCCACGCCGCCGCCGCCGCCGCCGCGACGCCCGCACGCCGACGCAACAGCUGACGAGGCCGAAUCUGAUGUGUUCCGCGUGGAUGUAAGCAUAACAGUAUUCUUGUACAAAAUGGACGCGUACAUUGUAGACCUUGUGUAA
Molecule: messenger RNA, 1845 nt
Organism: Priapulus caudatus
Lineage: Eukaryota; Metazoa; Priapulida; Priapulimorpha; Priapulimorphida; Priapulidae
Product: gamma-aminobutyric acid type B receptor subunit 2-like
Exons: 10
Coding region: 1-1845 (614 amino acids)
Biological process (GO): G protein-coupled receptor signaling pathway; gamma-aminobutyric acid signaling pathway
Cellular component (GO): membrane; G protein-coupled receptor heterodimeric complex
Molecular function (GO): G protein-coupled GABA receptor activity
Source: RefSeq, a predicted model, not a curated record